AUGGUUAUAAUGAAUGAUAUUCAAGACAUAUUUGAUAUUGACAAGAAUAUUGAAUCAAUUAACAAUCAACGAAAGCAAUUAUCUAGCAAAUUAACAAACAAUGAGAAACUUAUACAAAUACUUUCAAAACAAACUCCAAACUUUAAAUCUAUCGCAGAUGAUCUGAUUGAAAAUAUUCAUCAACUAUCUGAUGUCGAUCACCUUAAACAAAAGUAUGGGGAAUUACAAAUAUUAGAUAUAAUUGAAAGCAAAUUGAUAGAAAAGUUAGCUUAUGAAUCAAAUAUCAAAGAAUUAAAACAAGUGGAAAAUGAUAUCGAUGAAAUUAUUGCUUCUGACUUAGGAAAGACAUCUUACGAAAACUUAUCUGGUAUCCAUAACAAUAUAAAGAACAUAUUAUCUGAGGGACAUAUUACAGAAAAUGAACCUGUGAUAAAAGCUAUUUUUAAUAAAUUUGAUCAAUUACUCUUGAGUCCGUUUUGCGAAAGACAAUAUGAAUGUUUGAACCAACUGUUACUCAACUCUAAAUGGGAUACAAACAAGUUUUUAUUGUCUGAUAACACUUCUUUAAAUAAUUUACGCUCCAGAUCUUCAAAUCUUUAUAAACUGGAUUUAUUAUACUUGCAAAAAGAAAAUCGACAAUUCUGGACUUUUAAAUCUUUAGCAACAAAUUUCCAAAUCAGAUUCACCUAUCAUUUCCAUAAUUCUAACUCAAAAGAUAUUGCUGUUUAUUUCAGAUUUUUAAAUGAUUACUUAAAUGCUAAUCUUAAUAAAUGCAUCACUCUUUUUCAAGACAAUGAUGUUGGUUUGACAAAAGAAUUAUUACACAAAGAAUUUAUCAAUCAUAUAUUACAACCUAUGAGAGAUAGAAUUAAUAAUACUUUAUCAAAUAAUAAUUUAAACUCACUAAUCACAUUAAUCUCUCAAAUUAUUUACACUGAUAAAAAUUUAAUCAAAACUUUCCAUUAUCAUGGUAAUGGUUUAGUAUCCCUUAUCUCAGAUAAAUUUUGGGAUAUUUGGAUAAAUUAUGAAAUUAAAACUAUAAUUAAUCAAUAUCAUGUAAUCACCGAGAACCCAAAGGAUUUGAUCAAAUCAGGAUACAAUUUUAUUAAACUUUUAGAUAAAGUAUACGAUUAUUUUAAACCUUUUUAUGAGCUGGAUUUUGAACCGCUUUUAAAAUAUAAAUUGAAAACAUGUUCAGAAAUAUAUUUAGAUUUAUCUUCCAGAUAUAUGGACUAUAUUUUAACUACUAAUUCAUUGCCUGAUAAAUAUUCAAAAGAAGAAGAAUUGUACCAAACUAUCAGUAAAUUGGAAUUAUUCAAUAUUGUUUACAAUCAAUUGAAUGAGUUAUCCAAUCAAAGUAUAUUCAUUAAACUGACUCAAACUAUAAACGAAACAGAAUCAAAGGAAUACAUCUCCGUAUUUCAGGAUAUUUUAUCAAAUUAUAGAGAGAAUAUGUUAAUGGAUUUACCAAAAGCUGUUAUUCACAGAACCCAAAAAUUGUUGAAAGAUUCGUUACAAACUUACUUCAAAAUUGGCAUAUGGACAUUGAAUGAAUUAACUGAGGAGGCUAUAAGACCUGAAAUAACAAACACAGUGAAUAUGUUAAGACAAAUUAUAACAAAAUUGGAAAAUUCAGAUAUCCCUCCUGCUAUUUUAUUCAAUAUUAAGAAUGAACUAUUAAAUAUUAUGAUAAAUUAUUUUAUUGAAUCAAUACUAAAAUUAAAUAAAUUUAACAGAAUGGGGCUCUACCAAUUAAAAAUAGAUUUCAGAUCUGUUAAAGAGACUUUAAAUCUUUUAUGUGAUUUCCAAAACAAACAAGAGGUCUUUUUUUCUGAAAUAAUGUCCAUUAUUGAUCUAAAGUAUAAUGAUGAAUAUGUUGAAUUCACUAACUCUUCGUACAUUAAAAAAGGUGAUUUUAAUCAACUUAGAAAAAGGCUUCAUAUCAUGCAACUAACAGACAGUGAUAUCCAAGAUGCAUUAUUUAGAAUUGCAUACGGUAAUAUUAUAUGA
Arxiozyma heterogenica is the source of this 2010-nucleotide messenger RNA. It is a transcript of the gene TIP20, whose product is annotated as Tip20p. Gene Ontology annotation, cellular component: Dsl1/NZR complex. Bases 1 to 2010 code for a protein of 669 amino acids. Gene Ontology annotation, biological process: retrograde vesicle-mediated transport, Golgi to endoplasmic reticulum; endoplasmic reticulum to Golgi vesicle-mediated transport; regulation of ER to Golgi vesicle-mediated transport. NCBI's taxonomy places the organism in Eukaryota, Fungi, Ascomycota, Saccharomycetes, Saccharomycetales, Saccharomycetaceae. The transcript has a single exon. The record is from RefSeq and is a predicted model, not a curated record.